Messenger RNA from Suricata suricatta (meerkat), 4035 nucleotides. It is a transcript of the gene ANKFY1, whose product is annotated as ankyrin repeat and FYVE domain containing 1. NCBI's taxonomy places the organism in Eukaryota, Metazoa, Chordata, Mammalia, Carnivora, Herpestidae. Gene Ontology annotation, molecular function: metal ion binding; protein binding. The record is from RefSeq and is a predicted model, not a curated record. The transcript is spliced from 27 exons. Bases 1 to 4035 code for a protein of 1344 amino acids.
AUGUGGCACUCUAAACCAGUGUUGACAGACGAGGAGAGCUUGAGCCAUGUCAGCCCCAGCAGCCUGGCAAUACCGAAGCCCGCCGGCUUCCUGCCUGCGCUGCAGCUGCCGCGCAGCGCCCCUGCCCUGGGCUGUGUUGAGCCCCGGCGCUACCGCAGGGAGCUCCUGUUUGCCACGCCGACAAGGUGGCCCACGCGGGUCCUCUACGUGACAGAGACCGGGUUUCAGGACCCCUGCCACACCCGGCCCUACGCGGUCUUCGCAGAGCGCUCCCGGCCCCUGCGGCCACUGUUCCUGUGCUGGGAGGGCGGGGCGGGGCAGCCCCGCCCGACGCCUCUCCGUGUCUCCGGUCCCCUGCCACCGACUGAUGUCACCGAGCGGUGUCCUGAUGCUUCUCUGCCUCUUCCCGUCCGCCUGCACGCUUGUCCUCGGUCCCUGGGGUCCGCGCUUCUCGGGAAACCGAAACUGCUGUCCUGGCACGUCCUGCAUCCGGCCGGGCUGGGCUCGGUGCGCCGGCCGGGAGGCUGCCCCUGGGGUGGCGGAGGAGCCGGCCAAGAGGAGGUGGCCAAGCUGGAGAAGCACCUGCUGCUUCUCCGCCAGGAGUACGUGAAGCUGCAGAAGAAGCUGGCGGAGACGGAGAAGAGAUGCAGUCUCUUGGCCGCGCAGGCUAACAAGGGAGACGGCAGCGAGUCCUUCAUCAGCCGCCUGCUGGCGAUCGUGGCCGACCUGUAUGAGCAGGAGCAGUACAGCGAUCUGAAGAUAAAGGUUGGGGGCAAGCGCAUCAGUGCUCACAAGUUUGUCCUGGCGGCCCGCAGCGACAGCUGGAGUCUGGCCAGUUUGUCUUCCACCGAGGAGCUGGACCUGUCAGAUGCUGACCCCGAGGUGACCAGGACCAUGCUCCGCUGGGUCUACACGGACGAGCUGGAGUUCGGAGAAGACGAUGCGUUCCUCACCGAGCUGAUGAAGCUGGCUAACCGCUUCCAGCUGCGCCUCCUCGGGGAGAGAUGUGAGAAGGGUGUCAUGUCUCUGGUGAACGUCAGGAACUGUAUUCGCUUCUAUCAGACGGCGGAGGAGCUGGGCGCCGGCACGCUGAUGAACUACUGUGCGGAGAUCAUCGCCAGUCACUGGGACGACCUGCGGAAGGAGGACUUCAGCAGCAUGAGUGCCCAGUUGUUGUACAAAAUGAUCAAAUCCAAGACUGAGUACCCGUUGCAUAAGGCCAUCAAAGUCGAGAGAGAGGACGUGGUCUUCCUCUAUCUAAUUGAGAUGGACUCACAGCUCCCGGGGAAGCUGAAUGAAGCGGACCAUAACGGAGACCUCCCCUUAGACUUGGCCCUGUCGCGGCGACUGGAGAGCAUCGCCGCCACGCUGGUCAGUCACCGAGCCGAUGUGGACAUGGCGGACAGGAACGGCUGGAGCCUGUUGCACAAAGGCAUCCAAAGAGGAGAUCUCUUUGCUGCCACGUUCCUCAUUAAGAACGGGGCCCUUGUCAAUGCUGCUACGUUGGGGGCCCAGGAGACGCCAUUGCACCUUGUGGCGUUGUACAGUUCCAAGAAGCACUCUGCGGACGUGAUGUCCGAGAUGGCCCAGAUCGCAGAGGCCCUCCUGCAGGCCGGUGCCAACCCCAACAUGCAAGAUAGCAAGGGCAGGACCCCCUUACAUUUGUGCAUCGUGGCCAGGAACGAACUCGUGUUCAGUCAGCUGCUGCAGUGCAAACGGCUGGACCUGGAGCUGAAGGACCACGAGGGCAGCACCGCCCUGUGGCUCGCGGUGCAGUACGUCACGGUGUCUCCCGACCGCUCGGUGAACCCCUUCGAGGACCUCCCGGUGCUGAACGGGACGUCGUUUGAUGAAAACAGCUUUGCGGCGAGACUCAUCCAGCGCGGCAGUGACACCAACGCGCCCGACGCCGUGACAGGGAACUGCCUACUGCAGCGGGCGGCCGAAGCCGGGAACGAGGCGGCGGCCCUUUUCCUGGCCACCAGCGGAGCCCAUGUCAACCACAGGAACAAGUGGGGAGAAACCCCGCUGCACACGGCCUGUCGGCACGGGCUGGCCAGCCUCACCGCGGAGCUCCUGCAGCAAGGCGCCAACCCCAACCUGCAGACCGCGGAGGCCGCGCCCCCGGCCGGCGCCGGGGACGGCAUCUACCUGCAGACGCCGCUGCACAUGGCGAUUGCCUACGAUCACCCGGACGUGGUGUCUGUCAUCCUGGAGCAGAAAGCUAACGCUCUUCACGCCACCAACAACUUGCAAAUCAUUCCGGACUUCAGCCUCAAGGAUUCCCGAGACCAGACUGUGCUGGGCCUGGCGUUAUGGACGGGCAUGCACACGAUCGCAGCCCAGCUGCUGGGCUCCGGUGCUUGCAUCAACGACACCAUGUCGGACGGGCAGACCUUGCUGCACAUGGCCAUGCAGCGGCAGGACAGCAGGAGCGCCCUCUUCCUCCUGGAGCACCAGGCGGACAUCAGCGUCAGGACCCAGGACGGGGAGACGGCCCUGCAGCUGGCCAUCAAGAACCAGCUCCCUCUCGUCGUGGACGCCAUAUGCACGCGAGGGGCAGACAUGUCUGUGCCGGACGAGAAGGGGGACCCCCCGCUGUGGCUUGCGCUGGCGAAUCACCUGGAGGACAUCGCAUCCACUCUGGUCAGACACGGUUGCGAUGCCACAUGCUGGGGCCCAGGGCCCGGCGGGUGCCUUCAGACGCUCCUGCACAGGGCCAUCGACGAGAACAACGAGCUUACGGCCUGCUUCCUCGUCCGCAGCGGCUGCGAUGUGAACAGUCCCAGACAGCCUGGUGCUAACGGAGAAGGGGAGGAGGAAGCCAGAGACGGGCAAACACCCUUGCAUUUGGCAGCCUCCUGGGGGCUGGAAGAGACGGUGCAGUGUCUUCUGGAAUUUGGUGCCAAUGUAAACGCACAGGAUGCAGAAGGAAGGGCACCUGUCCACGUGGCCAUCAGCAACCAGCACGACGGCAUCAUUCAGUUGCUGGUCUCCCAUCCUGACGUCCACCUGAGUGUCCGUGACAGACAGGCGCUGACCCCGUUUGCCUGCGCCAUGACCUACAAGAAUAACCGGGCAGCCGAGGCCAUCCUAAAGCGAGAGCCUGGGGCUGCUGAGCAGGUGGACAACAAGGGCCGGAAUUUUCUUCACGUGGCAGUCCAGCACUCUGAUAUCGAGAGCGUCCUGUUCCUGAUCAGCGUGCAGGCCAAUGUGAACUCCAGAGUGCAGGACGCCUCCAAGCUGACCCCUCUGCACCUCGCUGUCCAAGCAGGGUCAGAGAUCAUCGUCCGCAACCUGCUUCUUGCAGGAGCCAGAGUGAAUGAGCUGACGAAGCACCGCCAGACUGCCCUGCACCUCGCUGCGCAGCACGACCUGCCCACCAUCUGCUCCGUCCUCCUGGAGAACGCGGUGGACUUCGCUGCUCUGGACGAGAAUGGAAAUAACGCUCUUCACCUGGCGGUCAUGCACGGUCGGCUCAACAACAUCCGGGUCCUCCUGACCGAGUGCACUGUGGACGCCGAAGCCUUCAACCUACGGGGCCAGUCACCACUGCACAUCCUGGGUCAGUACGGCAAAGAGAACGCGGCCACCAUCUUUGAGCUCUUCCUGGAGUGCAUGCCUGAGUACCCUCUGGACAAACCGGAUGCGGAAGGAAACACAGUGCUGCUCUUGGCAUACAUGAAGGGGAACGCCAACCUGUGCCGCGCCGUCGUCCGCGCUGGGGCCCGCCUGGGGGUCAACAAUAACCAAGGAGUGAACAUUUUCAACUACCAAGUUGCCACCAAGCAGCUUCUGUUUAGACUGUUAGAUAUGCUGUCCAAGGAGCCUCCGUGGUGCGACGGCUCCACCUGCUAUGAGUGUGCCACCAAGUUCGGAGUCACGACGCGCAAGCAUCACUGCCGUCACUGUGGACGCCUCCUUUGCCAUAAAUGCUCGACCAAGGAGAUUCCUAUUAUAAAGUUUGACCUCAACAAGCCUGUGCGAGUCUGCAACAUUUGCUUUGACGUGCUGACUCUGGGGGGCGUCUCCUAG